Molecule: messenger RNA, 2036 nt
Organism: Poecilia reticulata (guppy)
Lineage: Eukaryota; Metazoa; Chordata; Actinopteri; Cyprinodontiformes; Poeciliidae
Source: RefSeq, a predicted model, not a curated record
AAGACCCUUUUUUAAAAGUACUUUUUACCUAAGCCUGAUGGCUGCUUGUGCCAUCAGGCUUAGAUGGAAACCCUGAAAAGAGUUUCCAUCUGUCACUUGUAGUGACUAGCAAUCAGAGUUCUGUUUGAAUUUUGCCACUGGUUUUUGAAUAAACUAUUUAAUUCAACCACUGGGGAGGUUUUUGGCAUGAACAGCUUGUUUUAACGUCAUACCACAACAUCUCAGUCAAACUUAGACUCCAAAACCUUUGUUCCAGUCAGUACUCGUACGUUACAACGCUGUUCAAGAAUGGACUCAGCAGGUUCAGACUCCUUUGUUUAAUGUCUCGGAUGCUCAGUGGAUACAAAUCCACCGACAGCAGUGUAGGUGUAGGUGUCUCUUGGCUGCGCCCUUUAUGCUGGAAUCUUUCAAAAUUGGUCAGGGGCCAGGUUUAGCUUUCAGAGGGGUUAGUUACACUUUUAAAAGCCAGAGGCCAAUUUCAAGGAAUCAAAUUGCAAUUUUAUAGCAACUGAAGGUAACAUAGUUACUUGAUUCUACUAUAAAGUGGAACUAUUUGCCUGGAAAAUGCAUGAGGCAGCUCCUUUAAAGUAUUAGAUUUGAUUUUGUAUCCAGGGGCACCCUAAAGAAAAACAAAGAAAGCUUCUCAUGCACACUAGAUAACUUCUCAUGCACAAGAGAAAUUAUCAGGUGAGUACAACGUUUGUUUUAAAAAAAAUUUCCUUCAGUGUCCCUUUGGGGACUGUAUCUUAGUACACUAUUCCUGUACAUGACAACAUGUGCUCUUGACAUCUUUGACAGCGUAAGUAGUUUUAUCAUUAAAAUAAUUGUUAACAUGCAGUCGUGGGAUGUGAGGCUCCAAACUUUUCGUCGUUGGUUCUGCUUUAGCUAUGUCUGUGAGAGACAAACAGACUAAACGAGAUUGUCCAGAAAGAGAAACGGUCUUACCUAAUAAUAGCCUCCAGUAGAAAAAAAGAAAAAAAAAAGAAAGAGGGUGCUGGACAAUGGGUGGCACAGUUAAAUAGAGGGGUACAGAACGACUGGGCUCAUCUCUGAUCUGUCCGUCCUGCCUCUGUCACGCGUGUUGCUCUCUUCUUCUGUCUUAGACACUGCUCAUCCAGAGAAACCUCAUCAGCAGGAUGCCUGAGCAUGUACAAGAGAGAAAAUCAAAAAUAUCAGCCUCGAGGAAGCUGAUGCUGAAGAGCCUGAUGGUGGCAAAGGCCAAGGAGGAACUGGAGCAGGAGGUUCUUGUCAAAGAAGAAGAAAAACAGAAGUACCUUGCAGAGAAAGCGCCUCCUCUGAACACCGGUGGUUUCAGUCUUGCUCAACUUCAGGAUCUCUGUAGAGAGCUCCACGCAAAGAUCGAUGUGGUUGAUGAGGAACGAUAUGACAUCGAGGCCAAAGUCAUGCUUAACACACGCGAGAUUAAAGACCUAAACAUCAAAGUUCUAGACCUCAGGGGGAAAUUCAAGAGGCCUAAUCUUAGACGCGUUCGAGUCUCUGCUGACGCCAUCCUUCGCUCGCUGCUGGGCUCCAAGCACAAAGUGUCCAUGGAUCUUCGAGCUAAUCUCAAGUCUGUCAAGAAAGAAGACACUGAGAAGAAGAGGCCAGUGGAGGACAGCGACUGGAGGAAGAAUGUGGAGGCCAUGUCUGGGAUGGAGGGGAGGAAGAAGAUGUUUGAUGCUGCUAAAGGCUCGGCUCAGUGAAGACGGAAAGAUGCCGGCCUUCUUAAUCGCUGUUGUUGAUCUGCUGCUGUUUGGUGUUGCCUAUUUCGUCUUCUUCUAUCCACUCAUCAAGCUUUUGGUUUUGAUUUGCAUUUAGUUUUGUGUUUUAGGGGGUUUUCCUGCAAUGGAAAUUUUCCAACUAAUAUGUUUAAAAAUGAAAUGAAAAUUGUGUUUUUAAAAAAUAUGCACCACAUUCAAAUGAAGGCUAGUGAUCAAGCAAAUUGAACUGCAUGUUUGAUGUGGUUUCUUCAUAACUAUAUCUGUAUGCGGUGGGUUUGUGAGCUGUAACACCAUGUUUUAAAGGAAUAAAAAAAU